This is a messenger RNA of Ctenocephalides felis (cat flea), 434 nucleotides long. RefSeq names its product peptidoglycan-recognition protein SC2-like. Gene Ontology annotation, molecular function: N-acetylmuramoyl-L-alanine amidase activity; zinc ion binding. Gene Ontology annotation, biological process: peptidoglycan catabolic process. Lineage: Eukaryota; Metazoa; Arthropoda; Insecta; Siphonaptera; Pulicidae. The record is from RefSeq and is a predicted model, not a curated record.
AUGUCCACAAAAGAUGAUUGCUCAAGACGUGUAAGAUCUAUACAGAGUUACCAUCAGGAUAGUAAAGGUUGGCAGGACAUAGGCUACAACUUCCUUGUGGGCGAAGACGGCAACGUCUACGAAGGACGAGGAUGGAAAGCAGGAGCCCAUACGAAGUCGUACAAUUCGAAAUCCAUAGGGAUAUGCUUUUUGGGAACGUUUAGUUCUAAAUUGCCCAAUACAGCAGCUUUGAAUGUUACUAAGGAAUUGAUAGAGUGUGGUAUCGAAAUGAAUAAAAUUCGAUCAGGAAACGGAUAUAAAUUAUUAGGACACCGACAAGCAUCAGCCACUGAUUGUCCUGGACAAUCGUUGUACGAUGAGAUCAAAACUUGGCCUCGGUACGAGCCUAACCCUUAAAUAAUAUGAUAAAACAUUAUGUAAAAUUUGAAAAUUAA